Messenger RNA from Rhinolophus ferrumequinum (greater horseshoe bat), 2339 nucleotides. RefSeq names its product transmembrane protein 242 (gene TMEM242). The record is from RefSeq and is a predicted model, not a curated record. Lineage: Eukaryota; Metazoa; Chordata; Mammalia; Chiroptera; Rhinolophidae.
UGUCAUAUGAUGUCAGAGGGGCAAUAGAUUGGGGGAGUCGGGUGAUUACUUUGUGAGGAGUGAAAUGUCUAUUACAUUGUUUUGUACACUUGAAACUAAUAAAAACAAAACUAAAACGAUGCUGUCAUGUGUCUGUUUGUGAGGCUGAAAAGAUUUUCUAUGACUACCAGUCUCCUCUCAAUGGCCAUUGACAAAAUCCACCACCAUUUACAAAUCAGCCUCUCAGACUGUGAAGACCAGGCCUGUGCACCGGCUGCCAGCGUUUCCCCGGCUGGAGGAGCUCAAGCACAGCCUGAAGCACCGUGUCGGCAACCCUCCGAGCGGUCCUCUCCUCCACCCGCUGAGUUGUAUCCUUCACUUCAGCUCAGCUAAAGUAGCCAUCCACUCCGCGCCAUAGGCUGAUCAAUCAAACCGUACAGAAGGAGGUGCAUCACCCAAGAGCUGGUAGGCUGACUCUCUUCCAGGGGUAGAACCUGUCACUUAUACCUAAAGUGAAAACUAUUAUGACAUUUCUCAGAAAAUGACAAGGACUGAGUCCUGUUUGUUAGAAUCGCGAGAUGUAGCGCAGGCCAAACCCUUGUACAUGGUUUAAGGCUGAUCAGGAAACUGAGCUCCAUCCAGGGUCUCAAAUCAGGCAGGGACUCGGUUCCCGGCACAAUCUGUGACCCCUCACCGCCUCCUAGAGUCAGGGCUGAUCACUGUUUCAAGUAGCCACCGUAUUCAAGUGCAGCGAUCGUCACCUGGGAGCUGGCAAACGAUCCUCCCUGGGAGACGGCCUUGGCGGACACCGCCCCCGGGGCCGGGCUGGCGACACCAGGUGCAGCUACCAUAUCUUCCAUGUCCUGCGGCGGGGAAGGAGAGAGGGUUUAGGGACAGCGGCCGUUCCCCGGACGGGUAUUCAGGUUGUACAGGGGGAGUUGAGAGCGGAACCUUUCUCCUCCGCCUCGCUCUCGCUUUCACCCGGGCCCAGUUGGCGCCGGACGCAGUGGUGGAGGCUGAUAAACAUGGAGACCGCGGGCACCGGGCCUGGGGAACGGUCCUCGGGGCUGGAGGCUGCGGGGUCCACCGACGACCGGCUGUUCGUGGUUAAAGGUGGAAUUUUCCUUGGUACUGUUGCUGCAGCGGGAAUGCUAGCUGGAUUUGUUACAACAUUAUCACUGGCUAAAAAGAAAAGCCCUGAAUGGUUCAAUAAGGGAAGUGUGGCCACCGCUGCUCUCCCGGAGAGUGGGUCUUCCCUUGCCUUGCGAGCCCUGGGCUGGGGCUCCCUGUAUGCGUGGUGUGGGGUUGGUGUGAUCAGCUUUGCCGUCUGGAAAGCUUUAGGCGUUCACAGUAUGAAAGACUUUCGAAAAAUGCAAUCGAUAUUUCCAGCAAUUCCCAAGAAGUCUGAACCUGCUGUUGAGUGGGAGGAAGCAUUGAAAUCCAAUGAGAUGAGCAUGGUGGAUGAAUUCCAAAAGGAUUGUUCCAGAAAGGGUGGGCUUUGGAGACGCCAGACAGCAAAGGGACGUAUUGAUUUCUCCUCAGGAAGAUGUGCAGAUUGUUCUCUGAACCCACAGGAUGGAUGACAGUGUCCGCACUGGAAGCCAGUAGUAUUUCUAUGUGCUUUACUUUAAAAUGCAUGUAGGCACGUGUGUGCGUGCGUGUGUGUGUGCCGUCUUUGGGAAGGGUCAAGUUUUCCCAAGUUAGGAAGACUAUUUCAAGAUAAUUAUAUAGAUAACUUCUCUAUGUGGAGGAGAUCCCGGGGAAAUACUUCUGUUUAUGAUUAAAACCAAGUUUUAUACCUGAAAAAAUAUAUAAUAACCUACCAUGGAAAAUCUUUAUAAACAGACUGCUAACAGCAGCAGUACCUCAGUGUGUCUAAUUAAAUGAAUUUCAGAAGACUUUCUUGUCAGUGUGUGACCGUCAGAGCCCGAGAGACUUGCUCCUAUGAGGCUGAUGGGCCAAUCCUGUACAUCAGACAGUGGACGCGGCUCUGCGGUGUUUGCUUCCCACGUGGUACUUACCUGCCAGAUAACCUCGCCUGCAGGUCCUGCGAAUGCUUAGACAAGAAGCCAGGAACAGAUUAUGAUAACUUGAAAAGAUAUAGUUAUGCUACAUUAAGAAUUCAUGGGUAUAAAAUGCUUCUGGGUCCCUACACAGUGACUGACAGUUUAUAGUUUUGUCUCAGUUGUCAAUGUGCAGAUAGCCCUGUUGUCAUCUAUUUUUUAACCAGAAAGUUACUUGAGUACCACCGUGUUUCCCCGAAAAUAAGAGCGGGUCUUAUAUUAAUUUUUGCUCCAAAGACGCAUUAGGGCUUAUGUUCAGGGAAGUCAUCCUGAAAAUCAUGCUAGGGCUUAUUUUCC